GUUUGUUCAGGCCUUUUAUCGAAAAUAUUUUUCUGCAGCUGUGUUGGAAAGAAAGGAACUGGAGUUCAUGAAUUUGAAACAAGAUGACAUGACAGUUGAUGAGUAUCAAGCUAAAUUCAGUUCUCUUAUGAAGUUUGCUCCUCACCUUGUCAAUGAUGAAGUUAGAAAGGUAAGGAAGUUUCAAAGAGGGUUGAAAGCUUCCAUUAGGAACAGGGUGGUUCCUCAAAUGCUAAAGACUUAUGAUGAGGUCUUGGCCACGGCUCAAAUAAUUGAGCAAGAUAUGGAGGAGCAAAGAAUGGAGACUCAUGACUCAAAAGGCAAGGGAAAGGCUAUCAACACCCAGCCUUUCAACAAAAAGCCUGAACAAAGGGGAAAAAGGAAGAUCCCCGAAAGCAACCGACCAAGUUUUGAUCUUUGUAAGAGGUGCGGUAAGAACCAUGGGGGAAAAGAAUGUUAUUGGCAGAUUGGGGCAUGUUUCAAGUGUGGGAAGACUGACCACUUGAUCAAGGAUUGCCCGGUUCUCAAGGGAGCAAGUCAGCAGCCAAAGGAUCAAGAUAAUAAGAAGCCCAGGGUUCAAGGAAGGGUUUUUGCCAUCACGGAACAACAAGCUCAAAACACUCCUACAGUUAUAAAAGGUAAAAUACCUAUCUCUUCUGGGAAUGCCCAUGUGUUGAUUGACUCUGGAUCUACCCACUCAUUUGUGUCACCUAAGUAUGAGCCAUUUUUGCAUGUGGAGCCUGAGACCCUUGAUUGUGUGCUUGUGGUGAAUACUCCUUCUAAGGAGGUUUUAGUAUCAAAAACCAUUUAUAGAUCUUGUAGAGUUAUGGUAGAGGGUAGAGUUUUGUUUGCCGAUCUGAUUUUGUUAGGUAUAGUGGAAUUUGAUGUCAUACUUGGCAUGGAUUGGUUGUCUACCCAUUAUGCUAUGGUUGAUUGUUAUGAGAAGGUGGUUACUUUCUCCGCUCCUAACCAGCCUGUGAUUCGGUUUGAAGGAGAAAAAGUUGGAUCAUUUCCAUUACUUGUUUCUUGCAUACAAGCUGAUAAGAUGUUGCAGCAUGAGUGUUAUGGAUAUUUGGCAUAUUUUUUUGAAUUUAAAGACAAGCCGGUGUCUGUAGAAGGAAUUUGGGUAGUGGAAGACUUUCCUGAUGUUUUCCCUAAGGAGUUGCCUGGUCUGCCUCCAAAUAGGGAGAUUGAGUUUACUAUAGAUCUUGUGCCUGGUACUGCACCAAUAUCCCAGCAACCUUAUAGAAUGGCCCCAGCAGAAUUAAUUGAAUUGAAAAAGCAGUUGCAAGAGCUUCUUGACAAGGGGUUCAUUAGGCUCAGUACUUCUCCCUGGGGUGCUCCGGUUCUUUUUGUGAAAAAGAAAGAUGGCUCACUUAGAUUGUGUAUUGACUAUAGACGGUUGAAUCAAGUCACCGUCAAGAAUAAAUAUCCUUUGCCAAGGAUUGAUGAUUUGUUUGAUCAGUUACAAGGGGCUUGUGUCUUUUCCAAAAUUGAUCUUAGAUCGGGCUAUUAUCAAUUAAAGGUUAAACCCGAGGAUGUGAUGAAGACUGCUUUUAGGAGCAGAUAUGGGCACUACGAGUUCCUAGUAAUGCCGUUUGGUUUAACCAAUGCCCCUGCAGCUUUUAUGGAUCUUAUGAAUAGGAUCUUUCAGCUGUACUUAGAUAAGUUUGUCAUUGUCUUCAUUGAUGACAUUCUUAUCUUUUCUCCUGAUGAAGAGAGCCACAAGAGCAUCUGGCCAUUGUAUUGCAGAUUUUGCGAGAAAAUAAGUUAUAUGCCAAGUUUGAUAAGUGUGAGUUUUGGCUGAAUCAGAUUAGUUUUCUGGGUCAUAUUGUCUCGAAGGACGGCAUAUCAGUUGAUCCUAGUAAAGUGGAAGCAGUUGUGAAGUGGGAAAGGCUGACUAGUGUCACCGAAGUGCGGAGUUUUCUUGGACUAGCAGGAUAUUAUCGAAGGUUUGUGGAGGGAUAUUCAAAGAUUU
This is a messenger RNA of Rubroshorea leprosula, 1975 nucleotides long. NCBI's taxonomy places the organism in Eukaryota, Viridiplantae, Streptophyta, Magnoliopsida, Malvales, Dipterocarpaceae. The record is from the annotation of a GenBank genome assembly.